Messenger RNA from Carassius carassius (crucian carp), 431 nucleotides. Its product is annotated as NADH dehydrogenase [ubiquinone] 1 alpha subcomplex subunit 1-like. NCBI's taxonomy places the organism in Eukaryota, Metazoa, Chordata, Actinopteri, Cypriniformes, Cyprinidae. Bases 152 to 364 code for a protein of 70 amino acids. The transcript has 3 exons. The record is from RefSeq and is a predicted model, not a curated record.
CUCAUGCACAUCUCGGAAGUUGUUUUUGUCACCGUCCGUCAUAAGGGCAGACAUUUUGCAAGUUUUUUUUUGUUUUUUUGGAAAACCUUAAAUAAUUCGUGUCCUCUGCAAUAAUUUGUCUGUGUUUGUACACUAAUAUUUCACCACAAUCAUGUGGUAUGAGAUAUUGCCCGGCUUUGCUGUUAUGACAGUUUGUCUGAUGAUUCCUGGCAUCGCAACUGCUCAAAUCCAGAAGUUCACAAACGGUGGAAAGGAAAAGAGGAUCGUACGGGUUCCCUAUCACUGGUAUUUGAUGGAGAGAGACAGGAGAGUGGCUGGAACUGGUGCACACUACCAUGCAAAGGGACUUGAAAACAUCAAAUGAAGAGUCACCAAGAAACAAUUGAAAUGUACAUUUUGUUCAGCCAUCUAUUAAAAUGUUAUGUUAAAAU